AUGAAAAUCCUUGAAUUCGUCGAAUUUAUGGGCAGCAUCUCAGAACCACCUCUGUUCGCCUACAGCAUCGUUGUCUAUUCUGAAGGCAGUCAAAUCUUUACUGCCCGCACCAGAGCUCGGCUGAACCGCAAGAAUGAUCUCGAGUCUAGCGAGCUCGAGCAAGUGGCACUCAUCCCGGAGUAUGCUUUCCAACCAGCAUUCUCGGAAAGGUUCACACGAGCAAUAUCAACGGAUCAAAGCUUUGUCAAACGACCUUGCUUGAGCUCCUACUCAACCAUCGGUGUCUCUCCCGAUACCAGUGUUGCAGAAGAGCUACUGCAAGAAGUCGAGGUGUGCGAGAUGCUCAGACGUCAUCCGCACCCUAAUAUCGCAGUAUACAAUGGCUGUGAGAUCGAAGAAGGCAGAAUCACUGGACUGUGUUUCCAGAAGUACACAGAGUCGUUGCAGCGAAGACUCAAUCCGGGACAUCUAGGCAAAGGCAUGUUUGCCGCAUCAUCACAGCAUUUCGAUCAUGAAUGGUGCAGUCGUAUCAUUAAGGGCGUCAAAGAUGCCUUAUACCAUCUACAUACCCUUGGUCUCGUUCACAAUGACUUGAACCCGGCGAACAUCAUGCUUGACACCAACGAGUCACCCAUAUUGAUCGACUUCGGCUCCACCAGAGCCAUUGGACAGAGUCUCGAGGAUGUUGGUCGCACGCCCGGAUGGUACAACUUCGAUGUCAAAACGGCCGAGACAAGUAACGACCUCGAGGCUCUUACCGAGAUAGAUGCAUGGAUGAGGGGGAGAACGUCUGAUCUGAAGUUUGAUGAAUGA
This is a messenger RNA of Aureobasidium pullulans EXF-150, 813 nucleotides long. RefSeq names its product serine/threonine-protein kinase. NCBI's taxonomy places the organism in Eukaryota, Fungi, Ascomycota, Dothideomycetes, Dothideales, Saccotheciaceae. The coding region runs from base 1 to 813 and encodes 270 amino acids. The record is from RefSeq and is a predicted model, not a curated record. The transcript has a single exon. Gene Ontology annotation, biological process: protein phosphorylation. Gene Ontology annotation, molecular function: protein kinase activity; ATP binding.